Elaeis guineensis (African oil palm) is the source of this 757-nucleotide messenger RNA. The record is from RefSeq and is a predicted model, not a curated record. NCBI's taxonomy places the organism in Eukaryota, Viridiplantae, Streptophyta, Magnoliopsida, Arecales, Arecaceae.
CACUGCGGCAUAACUGAGCUUUUCCGACCGCCAGGCUCUUUUUGGGGUCUUAGAGAAAUGGAAGGCCAAAUUUAUUUUCCCUCCUAAAUUCGAAAAUUCCCCAACCUCCGUUCCUCUCCAAGUUUUAAGGUUUCAAUUCUUGCCGGACGAAGAGUGGAUCAAAGAUGAGCUUCUCCCCGUUGCCUCGAAGCUCCAAACCCAGGAGGCAAUCCCCCUUCCUCCGCGAUCUCGCCUCCCCGAUCUCCGCCCACCGUGGCGGCCGCGUCGCCACCCCGGGCCAGGCCGUUGCAGUCUCGGCCCUCUGGCUGGAGUUCUUCUCCUCGUCGGACUGCCCUCCACCCCCUGUCUUCACCCUCGACGACCGCGCCGACUUCUCGCCCGAGCCCGCCCUCGCCAGCAUCCCGGUCCGGCACGAGGAGCCGGACCCCACCCCUCUGCCCCGGGGCGGCAGCGGCUCCUUUUCCCGCUCCCCAUCGCUCUCCUUUCCCUCGGGUUUGAGAAUUAGGGCAGAGGUGAAUGAUUCUGAGGGGAAGAAGGCGGCGCCGCAGAGCCCCGAGAGCUCGAGCUGGAUCUACGGGCCGAGGGUAGGAGGUGGAGAGCAAGGCGAGACGGGGACGCGUUCGCCAGUUACUGGAGUGGUCGAGCCAGGAGCGUUGCUCAUGCUUCUGCCACCGAGGGAGGUAGCGAGGCCGGAGGUUCAGAAGAGUAGCGGCGUGCCCAAUGGAGGGCUUAACGAGGAGUGGGUCACUGUUUUUGG